Perkinsus marinus ATCC 50983 is the source of this 1449-nucleotide messenger RNA. RefSeq lists its product as hypothetical. The transcript has 5 exons. Bases 22 to 1449 code for a protein of 475 amino acids. NCBI's taxonomy places the organism in Eukaryota, Perkinsozoa, Perkinsida, Perkinsidae. The record is from RefSeq and is a predicted model, not a curated record. Gene Ontology annotation, molecular function: hydrolase activity.
AGUUUUCUCCGUGUGAUAACAAUGUCGUCGGAAGUGCAACAGACGGGCGCUUUGAGAGGGCUUCUCAAGACGAUAAUAAGAUCAGUCAUCAUUGGUCGCACUAAGGAGAUUAUCCUCCUUCGUCUGUUGCUGCUAUAUGCGGUGAAGAGCCAUAUUAAGGUUGCAUGCCUCGUUGUGUACAGAUCAGUGAAUGCCCUGAGGCUCACCUUGCGAGAUAUGAAGUUGCCCUGGUCAGCAAGGAUUCGCCUCCUUAGCCACUACGUUGCGAGGAUCCUACGAGUUAUCGUUGGUGCGGUACUUGUGCGAGGACGGAAAUCCUCUAAAUUGCCACUGACGGUUGAGCUAGUGCUCGAGAUGAUGAGACCACAUGAGCUUCUGGAAUCGGAGAGUAGCCUCAUCUACGCUACAGUGUCCAAAGUCGACGAUACAUGGUUGUCAUUCUUCUUCCCAUUAUACGCGAGAAUUGCUCUACCCGGGAUUCGAACCGAGGAGGACAAGGUUGGGUCUGUACCAGCUGCAUGGGUUCAUACAGGACCAGUAGAGCGAUGGUCUAUGGGAGGUCCGCGAGCUUCGCAAUCCAUCGUUGUCUUGUAUUUCCUUCAUGGCGGUGGGUAUAUCUUCCUCGAUGGAGUGCACUCUCAUCUUGAGUACUGCGCUCGGUUGGUGAUGAAAACCCAGCAGGAGUUCGACGACAUACUAGGUCAAAACGUGGCCCCACGUGUCAUCGGCUUCAUCAUUGACUAUAGGAAGGCCCCUCAGUACGUCUUCCCAACAGCUGUUGAGGAUGCUGUUAAGAGCUAUGCGUAUUUACUAAGUGGCCGCAGUCGCUAUCCUGUGUCAUCUAGUAGAGACAUUGUGGUGUGUGGUGACUCGGCUGGAGGUGGCCUGUCUAUUGCGAUGGUACUCGCACUGGCGAAGGGGCAUUUCACUCCUGAGGGAAAGCCCAUGCCGUUACCCGGCGCGAUGGGCGUUUGCAGUCCAUUCUUGGACCUGAGGAGGGCGAUCGAUAAUAAGGCGUAUCAGAGUCGAAUAUGCUAUUUGACUGAUGCCUGCAUCUGGAUGUGUGCUGAUCUCUAUUUAUUCGGGGACACCGAGAAUGGGGAUGCUGAAUGCCCACCUGCUGAAAGCGAUCCAGAAUCUUGGCGGCGCGCAAGAUUCUUGACACCCGAUGUCACAAUGAAUCCACUGGCGUCGCCGCUGCAUGCUGAUCUAACUCCACUUAGAGACAUCCCUAUUAUCGUUCAGAGUGGGGACAGCGAGGGUCUGCUUGUGGACACCCUUGCAUUGGCGCGAAGGGCGAAAGUGUAUGGUCUGUCGAAAUUGUCCAUCGAGGUUUAUACCGACAUGUUCCAUAUCUUCCCGCUUUUUGCAUGGGUGAGAGAUGGGGUCUCCGCGCUCGAGAUUGGUGAAGCUUCUUCAGCUGCUGCCGUCGGGCAUGGUCGCCGUUAA